This is a messenger RNA of Capsella rubella, 1131 nucleotides long. RefSeq names its product autophagy-related protein 18e. Gene Ontology annotation, molecular function: phosphatidylinositol-3-phosphate binding; phosphatidylinositol-3,5-bisphosphate binding; protein binding. Gene Ontology annotation, cellular component: phagophore assembly site membrane; extrinsic component of membrane; cytosol. The transcript is spliced from 3 exons. The record is from RefSeq and is a predicted model, not a curated record. The coding region runs from base 1 to 1131 and encodes 376 amino acids. Gene Ontology annotation, biological process: nucleophagy; autophagy of mitochondrion; protein localization to phagophore assembly site. NCBI's taxonomy places the organism in Eukaryota, Viridiplantae, Streptophyta, Magnoliopsida, Brassicales, Brassicaceae.
AUGAAUUCGAUGCUCUCAAGAGUCCGUGGAGUCCGUGGCAUAUUAACGCUUUCAAAAUCUGAAACUUCGGAUUCGCCACGUGAUCUUGAAGCCAAGGGUGACUUGAAGGUGUUAUCCGUAGCUUGGAACCAAGACUAUAGCGGUUUCAUUGUCGGAACAAAUCGAGGGUUCGAUGUGUAUAGUUGCAACCCAAUGAUCAAGAAAAGCAUCAGCCGUGCUCCCCACGAAUUAGGCUUCAAAACCGCCGAGAUGCUCUUCCUUUCUAACCUAUUUGCUCUUGUUGGCAACGGCUACAACAAUUCCGAGUACCCUCCUCACAAAGUCUUCGUUUGGGACGAUCAUAGAAACACGUGCUUCUGCGAGCUCGCUUUUAAAUCAGAAGUUAUCGCUGUGAAACUGACGAGAGAACACAUUGUGGUUGUCCUGAAACAAAAAGUCUACGUCUACAGUUUCAACACCCUUAAGGUUUACCGUGUGAUCGAAACCUCCAUGAACCCUAAAGGAUUGUGUUGCAUCUCUCACGUGGAGACGAAAGCAGUCUUGGCUUGUCCAGGGUUUCAUCCGGGACAAGUUCAGGUCCAUGACUUGAAACGGAAUGUAAUCAAAUAUAUAAAAGCACAUGAUUCUGCUAUUGCUUGCAUGACUUUGACAAUCGAUGGAAGUCUUCUUGCGACCGCUAGCACUAAAGGAACUCUUAUCAGGAUUUUUAACGCUCUUGAUGGCACUCUCUUACAAGAGUUUCGGAGAGGAAUGGAAAGAGCAGAGAUCUAUAACCUUGCAAGCUCUUCGAAUCUGAGAUGGGUCGCUGCAUCGAGUGAUAAAGGGACUCUCCAUGUAUUCCGUUUGAGACCUGACAUUCUUAGUUAUAGUCCUGCUUCUUCGUCGUCAUUCAUAAGAGGGAUCUUACCGAAGUAUUUCUACGAAAAUGAAAGGUCGUUUGCUCAGUUCUCACUGCCAGCUUCCACCAAGUUCAUCGUAGGUUUUGGAUCAGAGAACAAUGUUCUUCUCGUAGGCAUAGAUGGAAGUUUCCGGAGGUACAGAUUUGAUCAAGCAGAUGGUGGACAGAUGGUGGAGUUGGAACAUAAAUGCUUCUUCUCCUUACAAGAGACGAGCGACACAAUAGUUGUAUAA